Messenger RNA from Zychaea mexicana, 615 nucleotides. Its product is annotated as 40S ribosomal protein S20. The coding region runs from base 117 to 485 and encodes 122 amino acids. Gene Ontology annotation, cellular component: ribosome; cytosolic small ribosomal subunit. The transcript is spliced from 3 exons. Gene Ontology annotation, biological process: translation. The record is from RefSeq and is a predicted model, not a curated record. Lineage: Eukaryota; Fungi; Mucoromycota; Mucoromycetes; Mucorales; Lichtheimiaceae. Gene Ontology annotation, molecular function: structural constituent of ribosome.
GCUUGACUUAGUCACCGCUGGUACGUUGCAUUAAAGAAAACAAAUGCUCAAUGCAAGCUUUACGAACAGCAAUUAACUAAGAUUACUAAACCGUUCUUAGGGAUAUUUACGAAACAAUGUCUUACGUCGCUAAGAACUCUACUCAGAAACCUGGCCUUGAGGAACAGGCUCAGCCCAAGAUCCACCGUAUCCGUAUUACGUUGACCUCGCGCAACGUCAAGAACUUGGAAAAGGUGUCGGCUGACCUGAUCCAACGCGCCAAGGACAAGCAGCUCAAGGUCAAGGGACCUGUCCGUCUUCCCACCAAGGUCCUCCGUAUCACCACCCGCAAGUCUCCUUGUGGUAACGGUUCGGAGACCUUCGACAAGUUCGAAAUGAGAAUCCACAAGCGCUUGAUCGACUUGCACUCGCCCUCCGAGAUUGUCAAGCAGAUCACUUCCAUCUCCAUUGAACCUGGUGUGGAGGUUGAGGUCACCAUUGCCUAAAUACUUUUUUUUUGUGCUUUAGCCCUCAGCGAGUAUGUGCCAUACGCGUACCCCUCUUUUUCUUUUUUUUGUAAUAAAAUUGAAUACGGGUGCUGUUUGCCCUCAUUCUCUACUUGUCAAACAAAACAAA